CCGCCGGGCGCCGCGCUCCCCACCUCGCCUGCGCCCGCCCGAGCCUACAGAUCUCUGUGCACCCGGCCUGCAGCGAGCUGCGCCGCGCGCCGACGGAGCGGACAUGGGCAGAGCGAUGGUGGCCAGGCUGGGGCUGGGGCUGCUGCUCUUGGCACUGCUCCUACCCACGCAGAUUUACUCAAACCAAACAGCUGUUGUGCAACCUUCAAGUAACACCUCCCAGAACACCUCUACUACCCCAAAUCCAACUAAUGCCACCACCAAGGCAGGCAACGGUGCCCUGCAGUCGACAGCCAGUCUCCUUGUGGUCUCGAUCUCUCUUCUACAUCUGUACUGUUAGAGACUGGCCAAGAAACGUCCCUGCUUCCCCAUCUUGUAAACCCAAUCCAAAUGGCAACCAGAAGUGCAGUGUGGCAAGGAAGAAAUCUAAUUCCACACCUUAUUUUAGCGAUGCAGAAAAUGCUGAGAAUUCCAAAUUUGAUUCAUUUGAAGGAUGUGUGAAGGGAUUGACAGACGAUGAAUGCCAGUAUUAAAUCUGCUGGAGUUUUUUUUUUUUUACAAGAUGAAGAGAGAUAACAACAUUCAAGAUUACCCAUGAUUUCCUCAAAUAUGGCUUAAGAAAUAGGGACACUUAAAACUGUACCUUGAAAAGAAGAAUAGAUUUUAUUUAGAAAUAAAAGAUGGGAUGUGGAAUGGAGAUUCAGUUUUCAUUAGGUUCAUUAAAUCUAUAAGGCCAUAAAACAUAAUAUAAAAAGCUUCCAUGAUGCUAUUUAUAUGUACAUUAGAAGGAACUACCAGGUGUUACUGUAAUUCCUCAAUGUGUUGUUUCAACAGUACUAAUUUAAUGCUGAUAUCCUCUAGAUAAAGUUUCACAUUGUUAAGCUAUCACUGUUUUCUUGGAAACUGAACUCUUUCCCCCGCCCUCUGUGGCUUUGGCUGUGGCUUUGGAUUUGAUGUUACAUUUGACUUUUUAUGUGGUAAUUGACAUGUGCCAGGGCAAUAGUAGACAGGAACCCACCCCCAAGUCUAAGUAUCUCAAGUAAAUCUUAUCUUUCCAAAGUGAAAUGGUAGGCAUUCCCCACCACCCACUUUUAUUCAACACAAGUACCAGAUUCAUCUAGCUAAACUGAUUCCAAAGAGUAGAAUUGUAUUGACCUCAACUAAUUUCAAAAUGCUGCCUUUUUAUUUCUGUAUAUGUUGAAUACUCCUCACAAUUAAAAAUACAGUCUGUUUUGAAGAUAAAAUUACAAAUCUUGAAAUUAAAAAGGUAAAUAUGUGAAGGAGCCAAAACUAAAUCAAGCAUUUGGGAAGCUAGGACUAGAAGCUAACUUGCAUAAAUUUGCAAAAAAUUUUAUACUUUUUCUGUAAAUACUUUUUUAAAAAAAAAACUGUGGAUCACAGUAGCCACAUUUGGAACCCAUUCUGUUAUCAGUCAAUAUUUUUAGAUAGAACUGUCCUAAGUCUUGAUUUUUGCCGUCUUUUACAACUGCCUUGAUACACAGAAACCUUUAAAAAGAAAGAGACACACCCUAAACUCUUGUUUGCAUGGUCACACACUGAUGCUUACAUGUUCCAGUAUCUAAUAGGACCACAAUAGUCUUGAUAAUCCAAGUCAUUGCUUUCCCAUCUUUGGAAAUCUACAUGGGAACAGCCAGACUGAACAGAUCUGAAGCUACUGUGUGUGUGAAUGAACACUCCCUUUUUCUUCAUAUCUGCUGCACAUCUGUUUGGAUUAUAUAUUGUGUUUGUGUAUUUAUGCUUUGAUUCAUAGUAACUCCUCAUGUUAUGGAAUUGAUUUGCAUUGGACACAAACUGUAAAUAAAGAAAUAAAUGGCUGAAAGAGCAA
This is a messenger RNA of Heterocephalus glaber (naked mole-rat), 1846 nucleotides long. RefSeq names its product CD24 molecule (gene Cd24). Gene Ontology annotation, biological process: cell activation; regulation of cell-cell adhesion; cell adhesion. Gene Ontology annotation, cellular component: external side of plasma membrane; membrane raft. Lineage: Eukaryota; Metazoa; Chordata; Mammalia; Rodentia; Bathyergidae. Gene Ontology annotation, molecular function: protein tyrosine kinase activator activity. The record is from RefSeq and is a predicted model, not a curated record.